AGUGGAACACUUCAAACUGCGGAGCAGCACAAUGCAUUGGCUUGAGUACGGAGGCGUCAAGCAACAGGACGGAUUAAAACAAUACUGUUUUCAUUGAAGUUUACAACAAGAAAGAAGGAAUUGUAAAUUAACUUUGGGAAAUUGGAUAUCGCAUCAUAACGCGCUAUUGGAGGGACUGACUGAGACUUGCACCACUGUGAGAAGAGAACAGAGAGUGGACACCUUGGUUGAGUAGAGACUGUACUCGCUCGUUUGGGAAGCACCCUAACUCCCAACUAGCCUCCAUGCUCUUCAACCAGUCCUAAACCCUAGUUGAGCCCUAUCCUAACUCUCAACUAGCCUCCAUGCUCCUCAACCAGUCCUAAACCCUAGUUGAGCCCUAUCCUAACUCCCAACUAGCCUCCAUGCUCCUCAACCAGUCCUAAACCCUAGAUGAGCCCUAUCCUAACUCCCAACUAGCCUCCAUGCUCCUCAACCAGUCCUAAACCCUAGUUGAGCCCUAUCCUAACUCCCAACUAGCCUCUAUGCUUAUUAACCUCACCGUGUCCGUCAAGGAGUCCCGUGCCUUUCAUGGAACGCCACCCGCCAGCGCCUGCGGUGUUGCGCCUCUCGUCUUGGAAUUGACAGCCAUGAAUACCCUCCCUCUCCUUCCUGGUGCUAAACCUGUUCCCGUACCCCUCAUCCCUGCUCCUCCUCCUCCCCCGCCUCCUCCUCCCCCGCCUCCCUCCUCUCCUCUGACCCGUAUGGACUCGGCCCGUCACAGCCGGCUGAGGAAGCUGAACUGGGAGCAGAUCCCUAAGGAGAAGGUGGAGGGGAGGAAGAGUGUCUGGAGUGGAGCGGCUACGGAGGAGGAAGAGUUCCUUAUAGAUCUCCCCUCUCUGGAUGAGCUGUUUGGACAGAAGGACAGUAAACCUCAGGACAGAGCCGGGAGUUUGAGACGCAGGUCUGUGCUGAUGCGAUGCAGUUCACCCCAGGACAACACCACGGAUAAGGUCUCACUACUGGACUCCAAACGCAGUAUGAAUGUGGGAAUAUUUCUACGGCAGUUUAAGACGGCUGUCCAGGAGAUAGUGGAGGAUAUCCGGCAGGGGGUCGGGACCCGCUACGGGGCCGAGAAACUGUCUGAGCUCUGCAAACUGCUGCCUGACGCAGACGAGGAGGCUCGCCUGAAGAGGUUCAAGGCAGAACGCAGUGGGCUUGGGGAGUCUGACCUCUUCAUGAUUCUGCUAGUGGACGUCCCCAGCUUUCGUCUACGUCUGGACACCAUGAUCCUGCAGGAGGAGUUUGACCCUGCCGUGACCUCUCUCUGUCUGGCAGCCAGAUGUCUGAGGGAGGCGGCCAGAGAGCUGUUGAGCUGUCCUGAGCUGCACUCCAUCCUCCGUCUGGUUCUGAAGGCAGGAAACUACAUGAACGCUGGCGGGUAUGCAGGCAACGCAGCAGGGUUCCGAAUCCCUUCCCUGCUCAAACUGGCCGACACUAAAGCCAACAAGCCAGGCAUGAACCUCCUGCACUUCGUGGCCAUGGAAGCAGUGAAAAAGGACCAGAGUUUACUGUCGUUUCCUGGCCAACUAGGACACGUCGGCCCCGCCUCCAGGUUGUGUGAGGAGUCUGUAGUAGAGGAUCUCUCCAGGCUCCACAGCCGUGUGGCAUCCCUCAGGAUCAGUGUCCAGACGGAGGCAGAGAUCCAGCAGCUCACACAGGCUUUCCUGGAGGUGGCAGAGGACCGUCUGAAGGAAGCAGAGGAUGACGUGGAAGGGAUGAGGAUGUCCAGUCAGGCUCUGGUUGAAUUCUUCUGUGAGGAUGACAGCAUCUUUAAACUGGAGGAGGCCUGCAGGGUCUUUCACUCCUUCUGCCUUCGCUUCCAAAGAGCCGUACAGGAAAAUGCCGAGCGGGAACAGAAGGAGCAGAAACGGAUGGAGCGAGAGCGUGAGAUGGUGGAGAAGCGUCGCUCUGUGGCCGUGUGUACAGGCCUGGACCUGGGUGUGGUUCUGGGUCGGGUGUCCCCACUGGGAACCCAGAAGAACCAGGAUGACCUGGAGAGAACCCUUGAGAACCUGAGCCACACCUGGAGCCAGCGCAGCCUUAGAACCCAGGAGAACCGCAGACACUCCCACUACCUCCAGAACACCACCUCCGCUCCUCUUCAGACAUAUCCCCACCUCAACAACUCCUCCAUCCUCUGUAAUACCUCCAUCCACCCCCAGACCUCCCCAGGGCUUCCCUGCCCCACCUACCCAAGCCAGGAGAGGCCAUCCCUGGGGACAGAGACCAGGAUAGAGCCCCUGGUCCAUCAGCACCAACCAGUCCUGGAGACUAAGAGACCAAAUCAUGAGGGGACAACUCAGACUCAAGUCUCACAAACUCAACAUGAACUGACUUCUAACGUCACUAAAACCCAGUGUGGACGUAGAUUCAAUGUCCCCCAAAACAGGCAGGACAUUAUUGCCUAUGUCACUCAAACCCAACAUGGAAUUGCCACUAACAUCAUUGAAAGCCGACUCGCACCAACGACUCAAGUGACUGAAACUCACCAUGAACGAACAGUUGAUGCCAGCCCUGACCAGCGUGUACUGACCACUAAGUCUAUGGCCAGUCCUUAUAGACACUCCUCCACUACCUCUACUGCCAUCCCCAGUGUGAGAAGAAAUACCAUUGGUCUUAGACACAGGCAUGACCUAGAGGGGACUGACCCUACCCCUAUUUCUCAGGCGAAACGCACAGACACCUCAGUCAGAGACGCAGAGCAUCAGGACCCUGACUUCGCUCCUCUCCCAGUUUAUACGGUCACUGAGGUGACUGAGCAGCCCUUUGAGAGCCAAUCAAAAUCAUCCAUGGCCACUGACACCCCAGACGGUGUCCAAUCGCAGGAGUCUAAGGGAGCCAAGGAGACCUCACAAGGAAGUGGUGGUUCCUUGGAGCUGAGGCUUUCACCUGAGGGGGGAACAACCCAGCAGAGGGAAACAGAAUCUCUCUCUACACCAGUGGAACAGAGAUGGCUGCCUCCCAGCCUACCAGAGCUGAGCCCGCAGCAGGCACAUCAAUGCCCAGAGGUCUGCAGCCCUGACAGGGAAAGGGACCGGUCAUACCCAUGUGUGGGCGAAACCCUGGAGUGCCACACCCUGGUCCGAGGCCUGCGUUCCUAUGACAACCUAUCCCCUCCUCCCACCCCAACCACACCCCUCCCCAAAGCCCCACCCAGCCUCUGCUCCAAGUGGAGGAAAGAGAGGCAGGCGGAGACUCCAGGGUCUGGUGCCGGACCGCCAAUGGGGAAAGAGGACUCUCGGAGCGGGGGGAACACUCCUGUUGUCCGAGGAGGGGCUAAGAGGGGCGUGGUACCCCGUACACGUCUGCCUAACGAUACAGGCAUCCAUAGAGCCCUUUUAAUUUCCAAACCAGAGACACAGACACCCACUGGGCCUGUCCCAAAUCCUAAUUUACAGACUACACCACGUUCCACUCGUCUGGCGUCCCCGUCCGUACGCAGCUCCUCCAUGCGCUCCUCCCCCAUCACACGUCCUACUACUACCCAGACAGAGGUGAAGCGGAGCAGUAGCACCAGGAGUGAGAGGAGCCAGGCUGGGGGUGAGAACCAGCAGCAGGCCCCAGGGAAACCCACCAUGACCCGCCGGGCAUCAGAGAGAGCUGGGCUGGGGCUUGGACCAGAGAGGGAGAGGACUUCUAGCACCAGCACCACUAGUAGUACAGCUACUACCCAGCCAGCCUUUGUCAGGGGCUCCCCUCUCAGGGUGACCAAACGUCUCGCCCCCACCUCCAACUCUGAGACCCAACACUCCUCUCAGCCCCGCUCCACACACAGCCCCUCCUCUGCUACAGCUAAAACCAUCCGUACAGCUGUUAUAGCUGCGGCCAGGACUAAAACGGCCAAGACGAACCCCGGCACAGAGCUCUCUAGAGCUGCUGUCCCUGCCUGUAAAACCCCCACAGCAACACGGAUACCUGGACCUAAAAUGGACCGUCCUGCUUCCUCGCCCAUGUGGAAGUGAUCAUGGCAGAUCAUACCACUUUUUCAACUUUAUACAGUAGUCUUACUUACGCACAUACACGUACCUAUGUGUGUUUGGGUCCAUUGUACAUGUAUGUGGGAAUCACAAUUCACCAAGUAAUUUAUCAGACCUCUCUGUUCUGGAGGAGUAGGUAGUUGCUGGUCCAUUCAGACUCUAUUCAGCUGGUCCAGAAUCGAUGGGGUGUUUUCACUUCGGUCUCUCCCAUACACUUUCUUGUCUGCUGGGAAGAUGACAAAGGACUGCAACUCCAACAAAAUGGCUGCCACUACACCAGUCUACAGCUGUUCUGUUUUGGGCUGUACUGUCACCGUAGAUAGAAAUAUCUUCGGUUCUACACACCACCUCCAUCCACUAGUGUCCUGUGCAGUCAAAAGGGGACUUCAGGGAGAGACUACUACCCCCUCCCCACACACACACACACACACACACACCCAACCUGGACUUUGUCAAGCAGCCUGAAAUGUGUGCCUCUGACCUUGUUAAUCUGUAGAAAAUCCUUAAUUUAGGAUUGUGGCACUGCAGCCUCCUCUUGGUCGUCCAACAGAAUCAUUCUCAUCAUCUUGUUUUUUUUAGGGUGCAUGUUGAAAAUGGCAGUUUUUUUUCUUUCAAGUGGUUAAUUUAUUUAACUUUAGUUGUGUCCUAAAUGGCACCCUAUUCCCUAUACAUUGAGUAUACCAAAUAUCCUAAUAUUAAGUUGCACCCCCCUCCCUUUUACCCUCAGAACAGCCUCAAUAUGUCAGGGCGUAGUGCACUACUUUUGACAGGAGUCAAUAGGGCUCUGGUCGAAGGUAGUGUACCAUGUAGGGAAUAGGAAGCCAGUGGGGACUCCACCACCAUACUUGAUCAGUCCAGCUCCUAUGUGCCAUGUCAUUUCUGAAUCCUCAAUGAAUUGAGUGUGUAGUCUUAGAAGUGUAUUUCUAAAUGAUUAGAUGCAUGGACCAGACUCCUCAGACUGAAUAUAGUGUGACCCUUCUUUCUCUUUCGUUGCUUUCUCACCUCGGGCUAUUUGUUUGCUCAAUCAGCAAUCAAUCAGUAUGAUAUAUCUAAUUGAUUAUUGGUAAUCAAUCAGUAUGAUAUAUCUAAUUGAUUAUUGGUAAUCAAUCAGUAUGAUAUAUCUAAUUGAUUAUUGGUAAUCGAUCAGUAUGAUAUAUCUAAUUGAUUAUUGGUAAUCGAUCAGUAUGAUAUAUCUAAUUGAUUAUUGGUAAUCGAUCAGUAUGAUAUAUCUAAUUGAUUAUUGGUAAUCGAUCAGUAUGAUAUAUCUAAUUGAUUAUUGGUAAUCGAUCAGUAUGAUAUAUCUAAUUGAUUAUUGGUAAUCGAUCGAUUUUUGUUGGUUAUCCUCAUCUUGAAUGUGAUCUUCAUUCUGAUGCACUUUAACAAGUGAAGGGGAGACCUGUUGCUAGGAUACUCACUGUAAUAUUCUACUGCUGAUGUUUAUAUCAAAAAAGAGAUGUUAACUUAAAUUGAACGACAUGAAUUGUGAUCCAUGGCGACAAUGUGUGCAUUUGUAAAAUAAAAUAUAAAAUAAAAAUGCUAAUCACUC
Oncorhynchus nerka (sockeye salmon) is the source of this 5565-nucleotide messenger RNA. It is a transcript of the gene fhdc2, whose product is annotated as FH2 domain containing 2. The record is from RefSeq and is a predicted model, not a curated record. The transcript has 12 exons. NCBI's taxonomy places the organism in Eukaryota, Metazoa, Chordata, Actinopteri, Salmoniformes, Salmonidae. Bases 525 to 4004 code for a protein of 1159 amino acids.